AGAGGAAAAAAACAAAACAACCAACAACCCUGCCAGUGAGAACUGCAGCUGCCUUCCUCUGCCUAGCGGUUGGUGAGUGAGUUGUUGAUUUUCACCACCCUCUUUCAAGGUGUGAUAGGAGCCAUCUAACACCAAAGAGGGAUUGCGGCGUUUAAAAAACGUUUUAGAGAUGGGCACGAACGAGGAGGCUGAAGCAGAGCCCCGCUCUUCUCCUCCGCAGCAGCAGCAGCUAAAGAAAGAGGAAGAGGUGGAGAAAAGUGCAGCGGUGGCGGUGGAGAAAGACGCGCCAGUGAAGCAACAACCUGCUGCUGCCGUGUCAGCUCAGGAGGAUGUGAACCUCCUCAACACGUACGUGUGGCACACGGGAUCCAAGCCAUCACCGCCCGCUGCCGCCACGGCCGACACCAACUCACAGAGGCCCUCUCCCCAGGGCGGAGGAGGAGGAGGUCAGCAGGGGAACAGCAUGGAGAGAACCGAGAAGAGCACCUCCAACAAGUGGGGCAAGAUGAACUGGCGCAAAGCCCACAGCGAGGACCACAAUGCUGACAGAGCCGUGACCGGUGGAGGCGGGGGUGCCCGUGGUGAGGAGAAAUCCAAGCAGGAGAAGCCGGCCGGGGGGCUGAAGAAGAACCCGUUUCGCAGGGCCCUGUCGGAGCCCCCCGGGUCCCUGUUGUCCACGAUGCGGGGCAUGUCGGGGCAAGGGGCCUCUGCGUCUUCUUCCACGACCACCACCACUGGUGGGGCCUCAGGUGAGGCGUCUGGUUCCAAUGGACAGGAUUCAGCGCAGAGGGGCAAGUUCAUGAAGUACCUCCAGAACGUCUCUCGCAAGAUCAAGAGGCCUCGACUGCAAAGCCGCCCCAGCCAGUCCCACAUUGACCCCCAUGCAGGUGGCGAGACGGGCUCUGUGGUGGAUGCUGAGCCGGUGUCCCCAGAGGACCUGAGGUUGUCCUGGGUGCCCCCGCAGGACGUGCCCGUCUGGGACAUCAACAGCUGCCUGCUGCAGGACGGACUCAUCAUCAUCCGAGAGGACGAGCCCCUCUUGCGAACGCGGAACCGAGCCAGCAGUCUCCUGUCUGGGGGCUCACUGAGUCUACAGAACCUCGCAGAGAGCCACACAAACCUAGAAUGCACCCCGGAUCAUGUGACCCCCUCAACGACCAAUCAGAAGAAGGGCCAAAAUGUUGGAGUCAAGGGAAUGAUCAUGCGCCGCAUCCAGGCGACUGGUCUGCGAAAAAGCAACACACAAUUGGACAGCGCUGGAUUAACACGUAGCAAACAGUUAGGUUCUGCAGAGUCUCUGUCAGUGCCUGUGACUGCGGCGGAGAAUCUGGACCUGAGUGCGGACCAGAGCACUAUCAUCAGACCCGUCCACAGCUCCAUCCUGGGGGAGAAGUACUGCUUCGAGGUCAUCAACUCGGAAAACAACCACUGCUUCGGGUGCAGCUCAGCAGCCGAGAGAGACAGAUGGAUUGAGAACUUGCGACGCACGGUCCAGCCAAACAAGGACAACUGUGAACGUACGGAGCACUCUCUCAGCUUGUGGGUAACGGAGGGCAAAGCCCUGCCUCCAAAGCGGCGCUACUACUGCGAGCUGCACCUGGACGGCACCUUGUUCGCUCGCACCACGAGCCGCGACGUGGGCAAGCCCACCACCCCGCAGUCCACGCAGACUAGCGACGGCGGCGGUGCCACCUCGGGGCUGGCGCCACCCGGCGGACAGAUCUUCUGGGGCGAACUGUUUGAGCUGGACAACCUCCCUCCCGUCGCUAAAGUCACCCUGCACCUGUUCCGCGACGAGGACGCCAAGAAGAAGCGGCACUCCAGAGACGAGUCCUACCUGUACCCGCUGGGCAGCGUGACCUUGCCCCUGGCUGACAUCCAGGGUCGUGCCUUCCAGGAGAAGUGGUAUCCCAUCAUCCCCUUCAAACCGCCCUCUGGCUCUGGGAACGGCAAGGACCAGCUGGGGCCCCAAGCAUCCUUGAGAAUCAAGGCCCGCUUCCAGAACCUACAGGUGCUGCCCAUCGAGAGGUACAAGGAGUUUGCGGAGCACCUCACCCUGAACUAUCUGGACAUGUGCGGCAGCCUGGAGCCCCUGCUGAAUGUGAGGGACAAGGAGGAGCUGGCUGGGGCGUUGGUGCACGUACUUCAGAGCAUCGGGAAGGCUAAGGAUUUUCUAAUUGAUCUCGGAAGUGCAGAAGUCCAGCGUCUGGGUGAGAAAGAGGCUCUAAUAUUCCGCGAGAACACCCUGGCGACCAAGGCCAUCGAUGAGUACAUGAAGCUCGUGGGCCAAAAGUUCCUCAUUGACACAUUAAGAGACUUCACAGCUCAGCUGUACGAGUCGGCCGAGAGCUGCGAGGUGGACCCACGGAAAUGCCCGUCGUCCGAUCUGGCCAACAAUCAGAGACACCUACGACACUGCUGCGAGAGGGUGGUACAGAGGAUUACGGAGAUGCACAGCUCGUUCCCAGUGGAGCUGAAUGAAAUCUUUUCCAACUGGGUGGAGGAGUGCCGGGGGCAGGGCCGCCCCGAGAUUGGCCAGCGCCUCAUCUCCGCCUCGCUCUUCCUGCGCUUCCUGUGUCCCGCCAUCCUCAGCCCCUCCCUCUUCGGCCUCAUCCAGCCGUACCCGGAGGGCCCCACCCAGCGCACGCUCACGCUCACCGCCAAAGUCGUCCAGAACCUGGCCAACUUCACCUCAUUUGGAGAGAAGGAGGAGUACAUGCUCUUCAUGAACGACUUCCUGGAGCAGCACUGGGAGCGCAUGAAGGACUUCCUGCAGAUGGUGUCCAACCCGGACAGCGAGCUGGACAUGGCACGCUUCGACGGCUACGUGGACCUGCCCCUGCGGCUGGCCGUGCUGCACGGCCUGCUGGUGGACAUUAUCAGAGUCAUGAAACAGGACACCAUUGACCACUUGGAGCCCCUCCCUUCGAUCCUCAACCAGAUCACUGACCACCUGGGCCCGAACGCUCCUCGGAUCACUGUAAAUAGCGUUGAGAUAUCAAAGCCUGUGUACGUGCCCCCAAAGGAUCUGAGCAAGUACAGCCCCCACCACAACUCCAUGCAGCAACUGAGCGACGCGGCCAAGCAGCAGCCCCCCGGCUCAGACCGGCCCCGGAGAGGGGUGGCCCGGACCAGAAGCGUCCCCAGCAGGCCGCACGCCAUGCACAAGCAGCCCAAGAGGCAGGCCAGCAGCGAGAGCCUCAACGUGGACAAGAUAGCCCCCCAAAACUCCCAGCAGCAGCAGCAACAGCAACUGAAGAUCUCACACCCUGAAACACCCAGCAAAGUACAUAAUCCUAAUCCCGUGCCCUGGAUCAAGGAACAAGGAACGUAUCAGAUCCCGGCAGAACACGAACAGAUCAACCUGCUGGACAAGGAGCUGACGGACCUGCGUCUCGGCGUGGAGCAAGUGACGGAGCGAGAGCUGGAGAUGGCUAAACGCCUGGAGGACUUCAUCGUCCAGAGCCAGGACCAGAACGCCCAGCUGCAGGCGGAGGUCAACGACCUGCGGAGCCUCUUGGCGACGCGUGAGGAGCAGCUCGCUAGUGCCACCUUCAGGCUCGGCGUUAUAGAGGAGGAGAGGGAGGAGGACGAAAGGAAAUUAAGUAUUGCGAUGGCAGCGGCUGAACGAAUGAAUGUCUUGGAGGAACAGUUUGCAGGCCUGCUGCAAAACGUGCAUCAGAUUAAAGGACCAAACUCGGAGAAUGUGAAUAAUGCACUCCACUGUGGCAUGGCAGAGGCAGAACAGCCUCCAAUGGACAUCAACUGAUUUCAGCGGUGGCCCCUGGACUGGCUUCAACAUUAAAACAAACAAUG
This is a messenger RNA of Engraulis encrasicolus (European anchovy), 3816 nucleotides long. RefSeq names its product RAS protein activator like 3 (gene rasal3). The transcript is spliced from 19 exons. Gene Ontology annotation, biological process: regulation of GTPase activity. Lineage: Eukaryota; Metazoa; Chordata; Actinopteri; Clupeiformes; Engraulidae. The record is from RefSeq and is a predicted model, not a curated record. The coding region runs from base 170 to 3769 and encodes 1199 amino acids.